Molecule: messenger RNA, 487 nt
Organism: Neurospora hispaniola
Lineage: Eukaryota; Fungi; Ascomycota; Sordariomycetes; Sordariales; Sordariaceae
Exons: 1
Coding region: 185-451 (88 amino acids)
Source: RefSeq, a predicted model, not a curated record
GACCAGGUGGGCCACAUGGGCGUCUCGGUGUGUGGCCCUGGUGCGCUCAGUGACGAAGUCCGUCGCGCUGUCAGAAACAAGCAAUAUAACGGUGCUAUUGAUUUUGUUGAGGAGGCAUUUUCCUGGUAAAAGUGGAGGAUUCCGUUGGAAUUUGCAUCAAGCAGAAGGCUCGAGGUUAUGAGAAAUGAACUCACAUUUAUGCUACUUUGAAGAAACUUGUUCAACCUGUCUUGUCGCACAUAUCAUGGCUGGUUGGUUACUGGGACAAGCUCUCAUUGUGCGGACAUAUCCCCAAUUCAUCAUACAUCACUGUCAUUUCCGCUCUGUGAAAUGUACAAUGAAAUUCUUGUACAUUAGACUCUUGAUUUUUUUUUUCUAUUUUUCUUUUCUUUCUCUGAGACGUUGUGUUGGUGGGCAAAAGAAUAGCAUAGCAAUCACUUGCUUGAAAUGACUUUAUUACAAGACAGCUGUACCCAGCCUUCUCAUG